Messenger RNA from Cryptococcus deneoformans JEC21, 1407 nucleotides. Its product is annotated as Glutaryl-CoA dehydrogenase, mitochondrial precursor, putative. Gene Ontology annotation, biological process: fatty-acyl-CoA biosynthetic process; fatty acid beta-oxidation using acyl-CoA dehydrogenase. The record is from RefSeq and is a predicted model, not a curated record. The transcript has 13 exons. Lineage: Eukaryota; Fungi; Basidiomycota; Tremellomycetes; Tremellales; Cryptococcaceae. Gene Ontology annotation, molecular function: fatty-acyl-CoA binding; glutaryl-CoA dehydrogenase activity; flavin adenine dinucleotide binding. Gene Ontology annotation, cellular component: mitochondrial inner membrane. The coding region runs from base 57 to 1337 and encodes 426 amino acids.
AGCAUACAGUGACUCUCACAAUUUUAUACUCCACUAUAGCCAUACACACAUACGAAAUGACAGCCGCAAGGUCAAUCAGCCCUUUGCUCAGGAAAGUAACACCCUCAGCGGGCACUGUCAUUGCAAAGAGAGGAAUGGCUUCCACUUCCAAAUUCGCAAAGUAUAACUGGGAGGACCCUCUCAACAUGAACUCUCUCCUCUCAGAGGAAGAACUCGCGAUUCACGAGACAGCCAAGUCAUUCUCCCAAGCCCAACUUCUUCCCCGUGUGACGGAAGCCUACCGCACUGAAAACUUUGAUCCCGCAAUCCUUCGGGAGAUGGGCGAGCUUGGACUUUUGGGUGCUACAAUCCAAGGAUAUGGGUGUGCUGGUGUAUCCAGUGUCUCAUAUGGCCUAAUUGCCCGAGAGAUCGAACGGGUAGAUUCAGGAUACCGAUCUGCUAUGAGUGUCCAGUCUUCAUUGGUCAUGCACCCCAUCAAUGAAUUUGGCAGCGAUGCCCAGAAGGACAAAUACCUUCCUCAACUCGCUACUGGGGAGAUUAUUGGUUGCUUUGGUCUCACCGAACCCAACCACGGCUCUGAUCCUUCUUCUAUGGAGACCACCGCUACCAAAACAUCCGACGGGUGGGUUCUUAACGGUAGCAAAACCUGGAUCUCCAAUGCUCCCGUGGCCGACUUGUUCGUCAUUUGGGCUCGAGUAGUCGAAAACGGUGAGAAGGGCAAGGUGCGGGGUUUCUUGGUUGAGAAGGGCACGGCCGGUCUUUCUGCGCCUGCAAUCAAGAACAAAAUGUCACUCCGAGCAUCCAUCACAGGAUCCAUCUUCAUGGAGGACGUCAAGGUCUCAGAUGACGCCGUUUUACCAAAGUCUAACGGUCUGGGAUCGCCGUUUUCUUGUCUAAACAAUGCUAGAUACGGUAUCAGCUGGGGUGUGAUGGGUGCUUUGGAGGACUGUAUCGCCCGAGCUAGGGAUUAUGCUCUUGAACGAAACCAGUUCAAACGACCUCUUGCGUCUUUCCAGCUCAUUCAAAAGAAGCUUGCUGAUGCCUCCACGGCUGCCACCCUCGGCCUUCUCGGUGCUCUCCAGCUCGGCAGGCUCAAGGACAAAGGGGAAUGGUCGUCCGAUAUGGUUUCCAUGAUGAAGAGGAACAAUUGCGGUGAAGCUUUGCACCACUCUAGGGUACUGCUUGAUAUUUUGGGUGGAAACGCUUGUAGUGAUGAGUACCACAUUGGAAGGCACGCUGCCAAUUUACAAGUUGCCAACACUUACGAGGGAACAAAUGAUAUUCAUGCUCUCAUCCUUGGCAAGGCGAUUACUGGCUUGCAGGCUUUUGCCAACUAAAAAUCCGAGAUGGACCCAAAAAAAAUAGAUAUCCAAUGCAAUGUAUGCUGUUCUAUGCAAUCUUCUCUAA